UCCAGGUGGCGCCAAAACAUACGACAAUAAUAUUCCAACUAUUGUACCAAAAAAUGUCCAUUUAACGGUCUAGAAGCCCCGUCCGACUCAACGUGCAAGGAAUCGUGAAUUUUUUCACCCAAACACGGAUUUUUCUCAAGUUGGCUGUAAAAGCAUUGGUCUCGAAUCGAAUGAACUUCUUCACUUCAAUGAAAGCAGCAAUGUUGAAUAUACCGUAGAAGUAGCUGAACAUGAAGAUUGCCAGGAGAAAAUAGAAGAAUUAAGUCUACGAAUAGUGGAAUUAGAAAACAAAAUAGUCUCUCUGAAGGAACAUUAUGAGAGUCAAAUUAAGGAUCUAGAAAAUCAAGUCUUCAAGAAAUCAUUUACAAUUGAAAAAUUUAAAGAUGAUGCUCAUCUGUUUAAAUUUUAUACUGGACUUGAAGACUACACUGUCUUUAGGUGUAUUUUUGAAUAUUUUGGUCCUGUCGUAGAAAAUAUGAUUUAUUAGGACUCUAACACCAACUCAGAGAGACUAACAAGCCCUGAUCAGAUAAAACGGGAAAGGAAAAGGACUCUUGCUGCAGAACAGGAAUUUUUUAUGGUUCUGGCAAGGUUAAGAUGUGGUUUACUGGAGGAAGAUUUAGCUUGUAGAGUUGGAAUUUCUUCAUCCCAUGUUUCUAGAAUCUGCAUAACUUGGCAUGAUUUUUUAUACACAAGAUUUAGAAGUCAUCCUAUAUGGCCCACAAGGACAGUUGUGAAUGAGACAAUGCCUCAGGGCUUUAAGAAUUCCUACCCUCAAACAAGAGUUAUAAUAGAUUGCACCGAACUUUUUAUAGAAAUGCCAAGCUCUCUAAGAUCACAGAGCAAGACAUACUCCAAUUACAAACACCAUAACACUGCUAAGGGAUUAGUGGGCAUUGCACCAUCUGGAAUGAUUACAUUUGUUUCUGACCUAUAUUCAGGAAGAACAAGUGAUAAGGAGGCUACUAAACAUUGUGGAAUACUUUCUUUACUUGAAGAGGGUGACAGCAUUAUGGUGGAUAAGGGAUUUGACAUCGAGGAUGGGCUGCCAAAGAAUGUUUCUCUUAAUAUCCCACCAUUUCUUAGGGAGAAUGACCACUUGUCAUUGGAGGAGGAAACAGAGACUAGACAGAUUGCAGCAUUACGCAUACAUGUAGAGCGGGCCAUUCGCAGAAUCAAAUUCUUUAGAAUUUUGAAAAUAGAAUUCCCAUUAUCCAUAGCUGCUGACCUAAACAAAAUAUGGGUAGUUUGUGCAUACUUGUGUAAUUUUUUGCCACCAAUCAUUGCAGAAAGUGGGUAGAAAAAAAAGAGGGAGAGAGGUAAA
This is a messenger RNA of Stylophora pistillata, 1324 nucleotides long. RefSeq lists its product as uncharacterized. Lineage: Eukaryota; Metazoa; Cnidaria; Anthozoa; Scleractinia; Pocilloporidae. The record is from RefSeq and is a predicted model, not a curated record.